GACAUUAAAUCCAACCUGCCUCCAUCUAUACGCAGCGCCCAGCCCCAUCAACCUGAUCUGAAGAUCGAAAAUAGGAGGGCUUAUAGUAAUCAGCCCUCAGACUCUCAUGACAAGGACCAGCGUGGCAACGCUGUGGCAGCGCUCGGCACACACGGCAAGAUUCCCGUUGGGGCUGCGCUCUCUGCUCCUGCUCGAGAAGACGGCGCGCACACAGACAGGAGAGGCGCGGGGACGGUAGACGCAUCCCCCUGACGGAUGCAUCUUUUUUUUUUAGCUGAUUUCCGACGUUGUGGAGCCUGACAACAACCAAAUAUAGAGAAGAACUGAUUGGAUUUUUGCUUUCUUUUUUUGGAGGGAUUUGAAGAGAGUUCCGUUUUACCUUCGUCUUCUCCGGAUGCUCAGAAAUGGGGGAAUGGACUAUACUAGAGAGGCUCCUGGAGGCUGCUGUCCAGCAGCACUCUACUAUGAUAGGAAGGAUCCUACUAACAGUGGUGGUCAUCUUCCGGAUUCUAAUCGUAGCAAUAGUUGGAGAGACUGUGUAUGAUGACGAGCAGACCAUGUUUGUUUGUAACACCUUACAACCGGGCUGCAACCAGGCAUGCUACGACAAGGCAUUUCCCAUUUCACACAUUCGAUAUUGGGUUUUUCAAAUAAUCAUGGUUUGCACCCCGAGUCUUUGUUUUAUCACAUACUCCGUGCAUCAGUCGGCCAAGCAAAAGGAGCGACGGUACUCGACGGUCUAUCUGACAUUAGAUAAGGAUCAAGAUUCUCUGAAGCGAGACGAGAGCAAAAAGAUUAAGAACACCAUUGUCAAUGGAGUACUUCAGAACACGGAGAACUCAACCAAAGAAGCCGAGCCGGACUGUUUAGAAGUAAAAGAGAUCCCCAAUUCGGCCAUGAGAACUACAAAGUCGAAAAUGAGGCGACAAGAGGGCAUCUCCAGGUUUUACAUCAUCCAGGUGGUUUUCAGAAAUGCGCUGGAAAUAGGCUUUUUGGUGGGUCAGUACUUCUUAUAUGGAUUCAACGUCCCGUCGGUCUACGAAUGUGAUCGCUACCCCUGCAUUAAAGACGUCGAGUGCUAUGUAUCCAGACCCACGGAGAAGACCGUGUUCCUGGUGUUCAUGUUCGCAGUCAGUGGCUUUUGCGUGGUGCUGAACCUGGCAGAACUCAAUCAUCUGGGCUGGAGGAAAAUCAAAACGGCCGUACGAGGAGUGCAAGCCCGGCGGAAGUCCAUUUAUGAGAUCAGAAACAAGGACUUGCCCAGGAUGAGUGUGCCCAAUUUUGGCCGCACUCAGUCCAGUGACUCUGCGUAUGUGUAACACAUAGAGAUGAAGGGAUGAGAAACACGUACAGACCAUGAUGGACAUGCCUAAUUCGUAUCAUGACUUUAAGAGUGGGCAAUUUUUUUUUCUUUUUCAUUUAUUUGUCUUUUAUGGACUUCAUGGCAAACGUGGAUUAAACGUUUGUUUACUUAUUUAUUAUUGCACUGACGCAACUUUUUAGUAACGUUUAUACUCUGUAAGAUGCUAAAUGGAGACCAUGUCAAAGUGUUCACAGAUUUACUCUCAUUUGCGGGCUGCUCUGCUGUACUUGAAGAGGGGUAAUGCAAAAAAAAAAAAAAAAAAAAAAAAGGAGAAAAAAAAUGCACUGGAGGUGAACACUUGAGAGCCUGAUCUUAUCCAGAUGUGCUUCUGACAUGACAGUGUUUUUUAAGAUAUUUUCUUUCCACCUCUUUUUUCUUGCGUUGACCUUGUUAAAUGGCACAAUUUAAAUUAAAAGAAAAUUCUACCAUCCAGAUUUAUAUAUGCAUAGAUAUAUAAAUCCUUACUAUGAUUCAGCUUAGAUAAAAUGCAUCAGCUUAAUUCAUGUUUUUUUGUUGCCUGUGUUGCACCACUGACCUUAACAUAUGUAACCAUUCCAUUGCUUAUUAGCUAACUUGCAAAACAGUAUCUGUUGAAUUUGCUGCAAACGCUAACGUCUGUGACUUCCUUAAUUUAUGACACACCAAAGCGCCCACUGCUUUUAUUUGUGAAGUGUUUUCUUGCUCUUUGUGUAAUCAAGUGCCAUACUUGUAUAUAAGACAUAAAAUAUAUAUAGAUGUGUAUACAUAUGAAUAUAUGAAUAUAUCAUAAUAAUUAUGAAAGCUGAUUCCCUGCUUGGAUUAUGCUUAAAACUGACCAAUUUUUUUUUAUUUGCUCUAAAUGUAUUGGUUGUGAUUUCAAUUAAGAAAAGAAAAUAUACAGUUUUAUCUGUUUUAUUUUGCAAAUGACUGAAAAAAGAUAUGAAGUGCUAAUCUUUUUUUUUUAUAUACAAGAUUCUCCCUAAUCAAAGCUGAUCAAAACUGAAAAAUAGCACAAAUUGACAUUUUUAUCAAAGAAUGGGCAAUGGAAAUCUGCUCUGGUGCUACAGUUUUUCAUAGAAUGGUUUUAAAUGUAACCUUAACAGAUCAGAAAGAAAAAAACAUCAUCUUUUUUCUGUGGAAAAUAAAAGUGGGAUUCAUGUACACCAGAAAUGUGUGAAGU
Molecule: messenger RNA, 2522 nt
Organism: Cololabis saira (Pacific saury)
Lineage: Eukaryota; Metazoa; Chordata; Actinopteri; Beloniformes; Belonidae
Gene: gjd2b
Product: gap junction protein delta 2b
Exons: 2
Coding region: 405-1319 (304 amino acids)
Biological process (GO): cell communication
Cellular component (GO): connexin complex
Source: RefSeq, a predicted model, not a curated record